Messenger RNA from Blastomyces dermatitidis ER-3, 4414 nucleotides. RefSeq names its product small nucleolar ribonucleoprotein complex subunit Utp14. The record is from RefSeq and is a predicted model, not a curated record. Gene Ontology annotation, cellular component: small-subunit processome; nucleolus. Gene Ontology annotation, biological process: rRNA processing. Bases 171 to 3194 code for a protein of 1007 amino acids. NCBI's taxonomy places the organism in Eukaryota, Fungi, Ascomycota, Eurotiomycetes, Onygenales, Ajellomycetaceae. The transcript has 2 exons.
CUUGACUAGCGCCGAUUGAGGAACCGAGAAACUUUUUUUUCUUUGGGAUAUUUCGAAUGGCCCCAGUUAUUUACUUACGCCAAAAUCACAAAUAAAUUUCACUUUUCCCAACACCGUCUGUUUUUCCGCGUGUUAUCCUCUUCUCCCUCGGAGCGGGAUUAACCAUAGCUAUGGCUAGACGAUCUAACCAGCUCCGGUCCAAAGAGGAGCCCCGCCGCUCGAAACCGAAAGGAACGAAGAAACCAUAUACGCGGGGCGGUCUGGAUGCCUUAACAGUUGCGGAGAAACAAUAUCCCUCGAACUCUGGGAUUCGAAAGCAUCGCCUCGGGGUGGAAGAAGAUGACGGCUCGAAACGGAAGAGAGGUGGUACUUCUAAAUUUGACGAUGAGGAGGAGUCGCACGUUCAACCUUCCAAGCGACGGAGGACGGGCGACGAUGAAGACUCAGAGUCCAACGAUAAUUAUGGAAGUGAUAGCGAGGGGAAUGAAUGGCAGCUAGGUCGGGUCGAUUCUGAUGAUGACAGUGAAAUCGACAGUGACGAAGCCAUGGGUGAGAGUGACGAGGAGAAUUUCGAUGGGCGUAAGGUUGGUGGGAACUCGAAGGCCAAGGCGAAGUCUACUCUGAGAAAACGGGAUACCGACGACUUCGAUUUAUCAGAAGGUGAUGGGGAAGAGCUGGAUGAUGACGAUGAUCUUGGGGAAGACGCGGUGGAUCUUGCUACGGCCUGGGAUAUGAAUGCAGAGGAGUCGGAAUCAGACACGAAAGCGAAAAAUAAGAAAUCCAAAGCGAAUUCUAAGUCUAAGAUUACGGAAGAAGAAGAAGAAGAAGAAGAAGAAAACGAUGAUGAUAUUAUUGAUAUAACUGGCAGCGAGGGUGAGGGGGAAGAGGAUGACUCUGACGACUCUAGAGACGAUGCGAGCGAUGCGUCUGGACUAUCGUUUUCCGACGAAGACGAUUUGAACGAGCGUGGCUUGUCAAAAUUACAGAAGUUCGUCAAAUCUAUGGAAAAUGGACAGUCCGACGACGGUCAAUCGAAGCUGAAGCAUCGGGCCAUCACUCAUGGCGCCCAACCUACGGAGUUCGGUCUCAUGCCCACCAGGAAGCUUACUGUUGCCGAUCUUAUACCAACCAUUUCCGACUCUCGCAUGAAAGGGUCGUUGAAACAUCUGGACGCCGUUGCCUCAACGAAGAAGAGCAAAGCCGGAAUACCCGGAAAACUGCAAGCGCCUCUUGCUAAACGCCAGCAGGAUCGUAUCGACCGUGCGGCAGCCUACGAGAAGAGCAAAGAGACCCUUGAUCGAUGGAUCGAAACCGUUAAAGCCAACCGAAGAGCUGACCAUCUGUCAUUCCCCCUUCCAGAACCGAACGCCAUACAGCAGUCAUCCAUUACUGAUGCAAAACCACUGAAUGACCUUGAGAGCACUAUUCAAAAUAUCCUUGUGGAGAGUGGCCUAGCGGAUGAGAAGGAUAAAUCUGGGGAGGCUCGAAUUCAAGAAUUUGAAGAGUUACAGGCGAAAAAGCUCCCCUUGGAAGAGAUACAGGCCCGUCGCGCGGAGCUACGAAAGGCUCGAGAGCUACUUUUCCGCGAGGAGGUGCGGGCUAAGCGGAUUAAGAAAAUUAAGAGUAAAUCUUACCGUCGCGUUCAUCGCAAGGAGCGGGAAAAAAUGGAUCUUAGAGAGCGGGAAGCUCUUAUCGCUGCAGGAGUUGAUGUCGAUGAAGAGGAUCGCGAAAUGCUUGACCGCCGGAGAGCGGAAGCUCGAAUGGGAGCGAAACAUAGGGAAAGCAAAUGGGCUAAAAGCCUUAAGCAGACUGGAAGGACUGGUUGGGAUGACGAAGCACGACUGGAAAUGGCGGAUCUGGCUAGGCGGGAGGAGGAGCUGCAGAGCAGAAUAGAAGGGAAGCGAGUUACUACGGGUCAGGAAGAGUAUCUAGACUCGUCAAGUGAAGAAUCUGAGAGCGACGAUGAUGCCGCUGAGGAUGGGUUUGGGUCAGACGCUGAGACAGAACGUCUUAAGAAGAAACUCAACGAGCUCGACCAAAACGGAAAUGCCACAGAAGAGCCGAUGACGGGGCCACAUGCAGCUUUACUGUCCAUGAAAUUUAUGCGGAAUGCUGAAGCUGCGCGGAAGGCUCAGAACGAUGCUGAAAUCAAAAAGCUCCGCCGCGAGAUGGGCAAUGGGGAUGAUUCACAGUCUGAUAAUGAUAUGGCAGAGAUGGGCCGUCAGAAAUUCGGCCAAAAUGCCACCACCAAUAAACCUGCUGUUACAGCUCCUCAACGACAGGAAUUUGAGGAGCCAGAUUCAGAAACGGACGAGAAAGUGCGCGCAAUGGAGUCUGAUGGAGAAGUUGAGAUUAAAGUAGACGACAACAACCGUGCGCCUAAGUCUACGACACGCAACUCGCGUCCCCCUAAGAAGCAAUCUAAUCAAACCAAUGGCCGCGCAACUAAAGAUAAUGAUGCUGAUGUCGACAAUCCAUGGCUCGCGCAGCCCAAGAGGAAUUCAAAGAAGCAAAAUGACUCAUCCGACGGAGCAGCUGACAUUAACUUGAUCGGCAAUGAUGCUGUUGAAAGCGGUCCUUCUCAGUCCCUCUUGUCAGCAGAACCCAAACGAGGCAAAUCGGCCAAAAAGCAAGUAGCCGUCAAAUCACACGACAAAACUGCCCCUUCUGCUGGUACCGCGGGCAGCGAAGAUGAAGAUGACGACGACGAUAAUACACGUGUACCCGUCCUUCUCAAAAAUGCAGACCUCGUCAAGAAAGCCUUUGCAGGUGACGAAGUGCUGGCCGACUUUUCCAAGGAGAAACUGCAAACAAUCGAGGAGGAGGGUGACCAAGUCAUCGACACCACACUGCCCGGAUGGGGAUCGUGGGCCGGGGCGGGACUGACGAAACGCGAGAAGAAGCAGGCGAAGGCGAGACGCUCCUUCGUGACGGAGGAGGGCGUCAAGGCUGAGAAACGCAAGGAUGCGAAGCUUGAUCGGGUUAUUGUUAAUGAGAAGCGGGUUAAGAAGAAUACCAAAUAUCUCGCCUCCCAAUUACCCCACCCCUUCGAAUCAAGGCAGCAGUACGAACGUUCCCUCCGGCUACCCAUCGGCCCUGAAUGGACGACCAAGGAAACGUUCCAGAACGCCACGAAACCGCGCGUCAUGCUCAAGCAGGGUGUUAUCAAGCCGUUGCAGAAACCGCUGUUGUGAUCUGUGGCUACAGUGCUGCGAAUGAGUUUUACAAAGUUUAUGUGGAUUUUAUUUUAUUUUAUCUUCUUCUUUUGGUUGGUGUUGGAAUAGAGAAUCUGCCACCUGUUAUAUACAUCGUUGUCUAUUUGUAGGAAGGAGUGGUCUUUUUUCUUACAUAGUAUUUUCAUUUCUACUUGGCAUAUCCGCCGAUGAGAAUGUCCAUGCUAAUUAUGUGCACAGGGGAAAGAGAAAAGAAAUAAAUAUGAUGGGAAUAUUUAGUAACGACAUAAAUCGCGAUAUCCUUUCGAUAUGCCUUUCAUUCCCAUUCCCCAACCCCCCCUCCUCUUCUUCCUCAACGCACUUCCAGAGAUGGCAAGGGGAAAAAAAAAAAAAGCUCACAUGGUAGUUAUGUUUUGUCAUUCCCGGUUUAAUGAAAUGGAGUACACUUCUCUUUCACCCCGUAGUACGGUAUUACUACAUACUUUCUACUCAUUCCUUUCGGCGAAGGGCUAAAAUUGAGAUUCACUGGUUUACUGCAACCUAACCGUAACACCUGCCUUGCGCAUCGACCCAACAAUACAAUGGAACACACACCCCUGAUAUAGCCUCCGGACGUUGGUAAUUGUACUUGUGAAUCUUGGGAAAGGUAAGAGUGGGGAACCGUGGUAGGGUAGAGAGAGGGCAACGAGAGGGUAGCAAGCGCCUUUGAGUUUUUAGUAAUUCCACGGGUAGAAGGCUUUAAGCCGGAAAGGGGAAAAAAAUCUUCCACUUGAUUUUAUAUGUGUAUAUAUAUAUAUAUUUUGCCCCAAACCUGCUUGGCACAACCUGGGUUAUUAUCAAUCUACCACAUCCCAUCUAUGUUUUUCGAGUGUGUAUGGUGAUGAUAUCAGCUGGGACUGCUGGGACAGAUAUGCAAUGGAUAGAUAUGUGCAGUAUGCAGAGCUGUGUGUUGUGCAUCGGAGUAGCUCUUGAACUUGGUUCAACUAUAACCCCGGGUUCCGUACAAGGGAUGCUGCCUUACAACGGAUUCCUUGGAUAUGGAUGGGAUGGAAUGGUUGGAUGUCGAUUCAUGGUCGGUUGGUGGCUGGUUUGCUUCAAAAAAACAACCUUGUCUAUGGCAGUCUAUAGUGACAAAUUAAUGAUAACUACUGAUUGUAUUAGCAAUCAAGAUCUCCUCAUUGGAGGUUGAUUUACUCUGUACUCUCUCAUCCAUCUCUGUGCUCAGAAGUCUCUAUACCAGG